UCGCCAAGGGCAUCGUAUACGCAAGAUCUUGUUCAGUCACGCUACAUUCACGAUUGGCAGCAAGGAUCUCGUAGUAGCGAGGGAACUAGCACCAGGUUCGUACGAUUGUCCCGCCAGGAUUUCGACUUUUCUGUUCCUUGAAUCGUAGAGCUGGCCACGUGGUUACGCGAAUUGCGCAGUGGCAAGGUUUACGACUGGACAAGGCCUCGGACAGGGCAAAGUGAACAGGGUGUGCUGUAAGUAGUCGGCCAGGGGAUGCAACGUUCAGUGGGCAAGAAGCCUUCCUAUCUGAACCUUUGGCACGAGUUUUUGACCAUCCAGCCGAAGGCCAAACACCUGCCACCAUAUCCUUUUCACAAGUCGACCGGUAUUAUGAAUGUCUCGACCGUGUUUCCGGAAGGAUUUACUGAAAACGAGAGGCCACAACGUCAUGCAUCAGCGAGCGUGAAGGAUGACGAGGAGGUUCAGGAUAGAUACAAUCGUGCAAAAGACUUCGUCGGCCUCGAAGAGGUGACGAAGGUCGAGUUUCUGGUCAUGUUGUUCGCUGAGGCUCUUGGAACGUUUCUUCUGGUUCUGAUCGGUUGCGCAUCCUGCAUCACCUGGACAGCAGACAAUCCACCCACUGUGGUGCAUAUCGCGUUCACCUUUGGCCUGGCCGUCGCGAGUUUGGCACAUGUAUUAGGUCCAGUUUCAGGGUGUCACGUAAAUCCAGCGGUAUCAGUGGGUCUUUUAGUUAGCGGAAACUGCAGUUUUCUUAAAGCAUUGUGCUACAUAGUGUGUCAGUGUUGCGGUGCGAUAGCAGGUUCUGCAGUUUUGAAGGUAUUAAUUCCAGCAGAAUCAGCUCAUGGUUUAGGCGCCACAUCGUUGGGGUCAUCGGUCACUGAAAGCCAAGGAAUCUUCAUGGAAGCCAUCGUCACUUUUCUUUUAUUGCUGGUCGUCCAUGCUGUAACAGAUCCGAAACGAACGGACACCAAAGGAUGGGCACCAUUGGCUAUUGGAUUAACCAUCACCGUAGCUCACAUGGCUGCUGUUCCUAUAACAGGAAGCAGCAUGAAUCCUGCCAGGACACUGGGUCCAGCAGUGAUCCUGGAUCACUGGGAAAAUCAAUGGAUUUAUUGGGUUGGACCCAUUCUCGGUGCCUCUGUUGCUGGUGGACUUUACAAAAUGGCCUUCAGACGAAAGAAGGAAGACGACGAAGCGUCCUAUGAUUUCUAAAAAUGGAAUCUAAUUCGACUUGUCUCUUGUGUGAAAAAAAAAAAGAAACACACAACCGAAAU
Messenger RNA from Osmia lignaria (orchard mason bee), 1277 nucleotides. RefSeq names its product aquaporin AQPAe.a. Gene Ontology annotation, molecular function: channel activity. NCBI's taxonomy places the organism in Eukaryota, Metazoa, Arthropoda, Insecta, Hymenoptera, Megachilidae. Gene Ontology annotation, biological process: transmembrane transport. Gene Ontology annotation, cellular component: plasma membrane. The record is from RefSeq and is a predicted model, not a curated record.